AUGUCUUCUUCGGCACUCUUCAAGCGCAUACUAGCUCUUCCACCAUCUCUUCGUGCCCGAUCCUUCUCAGUGCUGAACCGCCCAACACCGAACUACCCAGGCCAUGUCCCUCUCACAUGGCUCGAACGCGGUGCUCUGGCUAUAGGCUCCGCCUUUGGCUCUCUACGCAACCCAUACCGCCACGACCUCAUCGCCUCACUAGGCGAAGCAACUGCAAAGCCCUACUUCAUUUCCCGACUCCGGCAUGCAAUGCUCUCGAACCCUACCGGCAGGCGCAUCCUACGCGACAAGCCACGCAUCACAAGCCAAACACUAAGCAUGGAAAUGCUUAGAAAGCUGCCAGAAAACACUGUAGGAAGGGCAUAUGUGAAUUGGUUGGACAAAGAGGGCGUGACACCAGAUACACGCGAUCAAGUUCGCUACAUCGAUGAUCCAGAGGAAGCAUAUGUCAUGCAAAGAUAUCGCGAGACUCAUGAUUUCACGCACGCUAUCACUGGACUGCCGGUUAUUAUUGAAGGUGAGCUCGCUGUCAAGGCAUUCGAGUUCACGAAUACUCUGCUCCCGAUGACGGGCCUUUCACUCUUUGCUAUUGUGAGGCUGAAGCCUGUGGAGCGGAAGAGGUUCUUUGAGACGUAUUUACCUUGGGCAUUGAGGAAUGGCUUGAAGGCGGAAGAGGUUGUGAAUGUGUAUUGGGAAGAAGAGCUGCAGACUGAUGUUGAUGAGCUGAGAACAAGACUGGGCAUUGAGAUGCCACCUGACUUGAGGGAGAUUCGCAAGGCUCUCAGAGAUCAAAUGAGGGCCGAGAAGGCGGCGAAAGAGACGAAAGAUAAGAUGGGAGCUGCAAGAGAUGUGUGAAGAAGGUGCCAUGCAAUCCCUCCAGAAUUGAACAACCUCUUGAGCGUGGCUAUUUCUGUCCAGUCUGGACCAGGUAGAGCUCACCCUGUGCCGGGUGGCAUUGCGCACAUCAAAAUGCCGUGCAUUAUGGUAUGGGAAAACGUCAUGUGGUCAUA
Messenger RNA from Pseudocercospora fijiensis CIRAD86, 1010 nucleotides. RefSeq lists its product as uncharacterized. Bases 1 to 855 code for a protein of 284 amino acids. The record is from RefSeq and is a predicted model, not a curated record. The transcript has a single exon. Lineage: Eukaryota; Fungi; Ascomycota; Dothideomycetes; Mycosphaerellales; Mycosphaerellaceae. Gene Ontology annotation, cellular component: mitochondrion; mitochondrial inner membrane. Gene Ontology annotation, biological process: ubiquinone biosynthetic process.